Molecule: messenger RNA, 315 nt
Organism: Microthlaspi erraticum
Lineage: Eukaryota; Viridiplantae; Streptophyta; Magnoliopsida; Brassicales; Brassicaceae
Source: the annotation of a GenBank genome assembly
AUGUUUUCCACAAGCUGCCAGCCAUCAUCCACAUUCUAUUUCCAUUGCUGGCUGUGUCCAACAUCUCUCUAUACCGAUGUCUUUUGGAGCACUUUGGAGCAUUUGGGACGUGAGGAGCAAGGAAGGACUUGGUGCAUGGACGCAGCUCAACACACGCAAAGGAAGAAGGAGGAAGUCAUCUUGAAGUCAGCUCGACCACCUACUCGACCAUCCGGUCGAGUUCCUCAACUCGACCGGCCAAGCUUCAACUCGAUCGAGCUGAGAAGUCAACAGUCAAACCCGAAAAAUGUUGCUUCCCCCUUGACUUCCCUUUGA